Molecule: messenger RNA, 1248 nt
Organism: Colletotrichum navitas
Lineage: Eukaryota; Fungi; Ascomycota; Sordariomycetes; Glomerellales; Glomerellaceae
Product: acetyl-CoA acetyltransferase
Exons: 4
Coding region: 1-1248 (415 amino acids)
Biological process (GO): fatty acid beta-oxidation; phenylacetate catabolic process
Cellular component (GO): peroxisome
Molecular function (GO): acetyl-CoA C-acyltransferase activity
Source: RefSeq, a predicted model, not a curated record
AUGGGUGCCCUCGAGAGAUUGACUCAGCUUGGCAGCCAGUUCUCCGCCGGCGGUAAGGACAAGAUCCUUCAGAAGCAUGCCGACGAUGUUGUCGUCACCGCAGCCCUCCGCACGCCCUUCACUAAGGGUGGCAAGGGUGGCUUCAAGGACACCCAGGCCGCUGACCUGAUGGCUGGCGCUCUCAAGGCCCUCCUCGAACGCUCCAAGAUCGACCCCGCCCUCGUCGAGGACAUCGCCGUCGGCACCGUCCUGGCCCCCGGUGGAGGUGCCACCGAGAUGCGCGCCGCUGCCCUUGUUGCCGGCUUUCCCACAACAACCGCCGUCCGCACUCUUAAUCGCCAGUGUUCCUCCGGCCUCCAGGCCUCCGUUGACAUCAUCAACCAGAUCAAGACGGGCAUGAUCGAGAUUGGUAUCGGCGCUGGUGUCGAGAGCAUGUCCACCCAAUACGGUCCCGGCGCCGUAUCCGAGUUCUCCGAGCAGCUCGAAAACUUCACCGAGGCCGCCAACUGUAAGGUUCCUAUGGGUGUUCUUUCCGAGGACAUGGCCCGCGACCUUGGCAUCCCUCGCGUGAAGCAGGAUGCUUUCGCAGCGUCCUCGUACGCAAAGGCCGCCAAGGCCCAGCAGGAUGGCCUCUUCGAUCAGGAAAUCGCCCCCCUCAGAGUCAAGGUUGAGGACCCUAAGUCUGGCGAGAUGCGCGAGAUCACCGUCGCCAAGGACGACGGCAUCCGUGCCGGCGUUACGGCCGAGUCCCUCGGUAAGAUCAAGCCCGCCUUCGCCAAGGACGGCAGUAUCCACGCCGGCAACGCCUCCCAGGUCUCGGACGGCGCUGCUGCUGUGCUCUUCAUGAAGCGCUCUACCGCCGAGCGCCUCGGCCAGCCCAUCCUCGGCAAGUUCGUCGCCGCUUCCAUCGUCGGUCUGCCGCCCCUGCUCAUGGGCCAGGGCCCGGCCAAGGCCAUCCCCGUCGCCAACGCCAAGGCCGGCCUCGCCACUGAGGACGUUGACAUUUACGAGAUCAACGAGGCCUUUGCCUCGCAGUGCCUGUGGAGCGCCGAGACGCUCGGUAUCCCGUUCGAGAAGAUUAACCCCAAGGGCGGCGCCAUCGCCUUCGGUCACCCCCUGGGCUGCACCGGCGCAAGGCAGAUCUCCACCCUGCUGUACGAGCUUAAGCGGACGGGCAAGAAGAUUGGCAACACGUCCAUGUGUAUCGGUACCGGCAUGGGCAUGAGCGCCGUGUGGGUUGCUGAGUAA